This is a messenger RNA of Cyprinodon variegatus (sheepshead minnow), 699 nucleotides long. RefSeq names its product protein FAM19A2-like. The coding region runs from base 131 to 568 and encodes 145 amino acids. The transcript has 5 exons. Lineage: Eukaryota; Metazoa; Chordata; Actinopteri; Cyprinodontiformes; Cyprinodontidae. The record is from RefSeq and is a predicted model, not a curated record. Gene Ontology annotation, molecular function: receptor ligand activity.
AUAUUCUUCAACUUUAAGGGAUAAUACCACAUAAAUGGAGAUAAGUAUUAAUGCAACCUUGUUUUUCUCCUGAACCGUGCUCUUGAUUUUUACAUAGGCAGACUGAUGGGAACUCCUGAAAAGCCUUACCAUGCAUAUAAAUAAGAGACAAGGCUCAAGUAAUAUGAAGACGAUCAAAUUGAAACAAUUACUCUCGUGGUUCCUUUUGCUCGGUGUAGUAAACCUAAGCAUCCAGCAAGUGUCCAGUGGCAACCAAAGCUCUCGAGGACCGAGAAGAUCAUCACAGGAGAGAACAGGGAUUUGUGAAGUGGUUACUGCUCAUCGCUGCUGCAAUAAAAACAAGAUUGAAGAGCGCUCUCAAACAGUCAAGUGUUCUUGCUUCCCAGGACAGGUAGCUGGGACAACAAGGGCACUGCCCUCUUGUGUUGAAGCUUCCAUUGUGCGUCAGAAAUGGUGGUGUAAAAUGGAGCCCUGUCUGCAGGGGGAGGAGUGUCGAGUUCUCCCUGACCUCACUGGUUGGUCAUGCAUCUCAGGGAACAAAGUGAAGACCACAAAGGUGGCACGGUAGCAAGACAGAAGCUUCUGGAAAAGAAUUAAAUUCUCACCUGACAUGCUGGAGUCAACUUCAGACAAAGCAGAGGAAAAAAAAUAACGGCUAUUAAAUUAAAUACCUCUUGGCUUGGCAUAAAAACUGCAGAA